This is a messenger RNA of Dioscorea cayenensis subsp. rotundata (Guinea yam), 703 nucleotides long. Its product is annotated as ABSCISIC ACID-INSENSITIVE 5-like protein 2. The coding region runs from base 42 to 443 and encodes 133 amino acids. The record is from RefSeq and is a predicted model, not a curated record. Gene Ontology annotation, biological process: positive regulation of DNA-templated transcription. Gene Ontology annotation, cellular component: nucleus. NCBI's taxonomy places the organism in Eukaryota, Viridiplantae, Streptophyta, Magnoliopsida, Dioscoreales, Dioscoreaceae. Gene Ontology annotation, molecular function: DNA-binding transcription factor activity. The transcript has 3 exons.
AUUGGUGGAAUUAUCAAGAAGAACAAAAACAGCAGAUAUCAAUGUUGAAUUCAAAUGUUUCAGUGUUUGUGAACAAGAUGAUUGGAGAUGGUUGUGGUGUUAGUGAUAAUCAUCAAAUGGGAAUGCAAGGAAUGGUGGCAUUGCCAAGGCUCAAACAUACAAUGUCUGAUCCUCAAUUUCCUGAGGCAAUGAAACAGUGUGAUGAGAGCUUUGAUAAGAGCUUUCAAAGGAAGCAGAAAAGGAUGAUAAAAAAUCGAGAAUCUGCUGCCAGGUCUAGAGCUAGGAAGCAAGCAUAUAUAUCUCAAUUGGAAGAAGAGGUUACCAAGUUGACAGAUGAGAACAAGAGGCUCAAGAAGCAAAAGGAGGAUGAUAUGAGAAUGAGAUUAUAUGAACUUGAAGAGCCCAAGUACCAACUCAGGCGCACAAGCUCCGGUCACUUUUAAGGCAUGACACUCCUUUCUAAUUUAGAGAAGGGCAUGAGCCGAUUAAGAGGAGGGCCUGAUCUAUCAGUUUUGGGUCACCAAAAGCUGAACCAGAACUGGCCUUUGCUACAAGAAUGAUUGGCCGGGCUGAUUCAACUCACAGACCCGCAAGGUCUUUGAGUGAACCGGGGCCCGACCCGCUCAUUCCCUGACCUGAACACACUGUGUUAGCAGGUAGGCCAUCAAGACCGUUGGAUUGGAAUUUAUAUUUUUUUAUUAUU